Molecule: messenger RNA, 2712 nt
Organism: Rattus norvegicus (Norway rat)
Lineage: Eukaryota; Metazoa; Chordata; Mammalia; Rodentia; Muridae
Source: RefSeq, a predicted model, not a curated record
GGACGCCUCCUCGGCGGUGUAAGUAGAAGCAAAAUCCCCGAGCUCAGUGAGUAGGGAAAGCAGCCCGAGCCACGGCAUUCCCUCUAGUCCCCGCCUCCGAGUCUUCGCAGAUGCUGGUUCAGCUUAACAAGAGGGGCUAGGAUCCCUGAAGCCCCAGUCCCAUGACUCAGGGGUUCCUGGUCGGUUCUCCCUGCCAGGAUUCCGGUUUCUAUCAGCGAACGGCCCCCUGCCCUGCUCCAGGUCCCUCCUCCUGCGUCCGAGUUCCCCUGCAGGCCUCGGCCUCAGCCCGCCUAGUCACUCUCGCUUCGUCUCCCUGACUGUCUGCAGGCCUGGAUAGCAUGGCCGUAUUCCGCUCAGGCCUCCUGGUGCUGACAACGCCGCUGGCCACCCUGGCCGCACGCCUGCCUCCCAUCCUGACCUCGGCGUCACACCUGGUGAAUCACACCCUCUAUGUGCACCUGCAGCCGGGCAUGAACCUGGGGGGACCCGCUCAGCCCCAGCCCAGCCCUGUGCAGGCCACAUUUGAGGUUCUGGAUUUCAUCACGCACCUCUACACUGGUGCCGACCUGCACAGGCACCUGGACGUCAGAAUUCUACUGACCAAUAUCCAAACCAAGAGUACCUUAAUCCCUGUGCUUUCCUCAGUCCAGAAUCUGGCCCACCCUCCAGAAGUAGUUCUGACGGACUUCCAGACCCUGGAUGGGAGCCAGUACAACCCUGUUAAACAACAGCUAGAGCGUUAUGCCACCAGCUGCUACAGCUGUUCUCCACAGUUGUCUUCCGUAUUGCUGUAUCCGGAUUAUGGGACUGGAGAGAUGCCUUUGGAACUCCCGAAUGCCCUCUUACCCUCCACCAUAAGGCCAGCUUCCCCGGUGGCCAGAUCUCCGAGGCAGCCUGUGCGUGGCUACCGCCGUGGGGCCGUGGGUGGCACUUUUGACCGCUUGCACAAUGCCCACAAAGUGUUGCUCAGUGUUGCAUGUGUACUGGCCCAGGAGCAGCUUGUGGUGGGAGUAGCGGACAAAGAUCUGUUGAAGAGUGAGUGAAGGGACCCUGGAUUAGGGCAAUGGAAGACACCUAUCACAUUUUUUGUCUUCCCUGGUGCCAAGAUCAAGGAAGGGUAGGGCUGCUUCACACCCUUCCAAAAUGCCACAAUGCCUAACACUCUGUUUUUGCUAAGAGACUUUUGUUAAAUGAAUACAUGUGGUAUCCAAUGGGAACCAAGAAAUCUGCACUUUGUGGUUGUCCAAGUGAUCGACUCAGAGGUUAGAAAUGCUGAGAAUAAAUGGAUAGGAGAUGAUUGUGGGUGACCCAGUACUGCUGUGAACAGUGAAGGGAUUCUUUCUUUGUUUUGUUUUGUUUUGUUUUCCGGAGCUGGGGACCGAACCCAGGGCCUUGUGCUUGCUAGGCAAGUUGCUCCCUGAGCUGCUCCAGCCUUAUUCAGAGCGUGUGGGGCAUCUGAAUGAGUUCCUGGUGGACAUCAAGCCCUCCCUGACUUUUGAACUCAUCCCCCUGCUGGAUCCCUAUGGGCCUGCUGGGUCUGACCCCACUUUGGAGUUCCUGGUGGUCAGCGAGGAGACCUACCGUGGGGGGAUGGCCGUCAACCGCUUCCGCCUUGAGAAUGGCAAAGAGGAGCUCGCCUUAUACCAGAUACAGCUGCUGAAGGACCAGAGUCACAAGGAAAACGAGGAGGAAAAGGUCAGCUCCUCCAGCUUUCGCCAGCGAAUUCUGGGAAACCUGCUUCAGCCUCCGAAUGAGAGGCCCGAGCUCCCGUCAGGUAUCUAUGUGCUGGGGCUGACAGGCAUCAGCGGCUCUGGGAAAAGCUCAGUGGCUCAGCGGCUGAAGAACUUGGGGGCAUACAUCAUUGACAGUGACCAUCUGGGCCACCGGGCCUAUGCUCCCGGGGGCCCUGCCUACCAGCCUGUGGUGGAGGCCUUUGGAACAGAUAUUCUCCAUCAAGAUGGGACCAUCAAUAGGAAGGUCCUAGGCAGCCGGGUGUUUGGGAAUAAGAAGCAGCUGAAGAUGCUCACAGAUAUUGUGUGGCCAGUUAUCGCAAAGCUGGCCCGAGAGGAGAUGGAUGUGGCUGUGGCUAAGGGAAAGACUCUGUGUGUGAUUGAUGCUGCUAUGCUGCUUGAAGCUGGCUGGCAGAAUAUGGUACACGAGGUGUGGACCGUCGUCAUCCCUGAGUCUGAGGCUGUACGUCGCAUUGUUGAGAGGGAUGGACUGAGUGAGGCAGCCGCUCAAAGCCGGCUGCAGAACCAGAUGAGUGGGCAGCAGCUGGUAGAGCAGAGCCACGUGGUUCUGUGCACCUUGUGGGAAUCACAUGUCACACAGCGCCAGGUGGAAAAGGCUUGGGAUCUUCUACAGAAACGCCUCCCCAAGGCUCACCAGACCAGGAACUGACAGUGGAUUUUCUGUGGCGCCACACUGGCCCUUGGAACUAACAAAUCUAAUGGUGAGGAGGAAUGGGGGCCUCGAUGUUUACCCUAUGUCAGGCCUCAGGGGCUUCAAGCUGAGCUGUGCAGGACACAGAGAGAAGCUUGGAAGUCGGCCUAGCAUGCUGGAAUUUGGCCAGCAAUGAGGACACAGCAAUGGGGAGCGGCCCCCUCUUGGGUUCUGUCUGCUUUUUGGUGGUGGAGAUUUGAUGUCUAACUAGUGUUAUGGGUUGUAGUGAAGACUGGACCCAGUAACUAAAUUAAAGAUGUUUCCAAGUGC